Mugil cephalus (flathead mullet) is the source of this 3382-nucleotide messenger RNA. It is a transcript of the gene lsm14ab, whose product is annotated as LSM14A mRNA processing body assembly factor b. The transcript has 10 exons. Gene Ontology annotation, cellular component: P-body. Gene Ontology annotation, biological process: P-body assembly; cytoplasmic stress granule assembly. Bases 191 to 1528 code for a protein of 445 amino acids. Gene Ontology annotation, molecular function: mRNA binding. NCBI's taxonomy places the organism in Eukaryota, Metazoa, Chordata, Actinopteri, Mugiliformes, Mugilidae. The record is from RefSeq and is a predicted model, not a curated record.
GGAAAAUGAAAACGGCCAUGUCGUGGUAGAAACCAGACGUGGAGGAACCGAGUCUGAUUCACGGAGUUGCUUACUCUUUCAUGUGACGCGGCUUUGAAACAACAGCUCUGAAAACAACACGCUCGACCUCUCGUUUGACAGCAAAUAUAUUCCUUGGAAGUAAGUGGUUCAGUAGAAGCAGAGGGCAAACAUGAGCGGAGGAGGGACGCCGUACAUUGGGAGCAAAAUUAGCCUCGUCUCAAAGGCCGAGAUCCGCUAUGAAGGAAUUCUGUACACCAUUGACACAGAAAACUCGACAGUAGCUCUUGCUAAAGUUCGCUCUUUUGGCACUGAAGACCGUCCCACUGACAGACCUAUUCCACCUCGGGAGGAAGUGUUUGAGUACAUCAUCUUCCGAGGCAGCGAUAUUAAAGACCUAACCGUCUGUGAGCCACCCAAAGCUACCAGCAGCCUGCCUCAAGACCCUGCCAUAGUUCAAUCAUCAAUUGGAUCCAAAAAUGCUUCAGCCCCCCCAUCAUUCCAGCCUCCUGGACCCUAUGCUCCGUUCAGCAGGCCCCCUGUCCCGUCAUACAACCAGUUUGGAGCGACACCUCUUGGAGCUCAGGAGUUUGGAUCUGCUGGAGCAGGAGGUCGCUCUAGUCCCAAGCUGGACUCUUUAACCAAAGGUCCCACCGUGGAGCAGGCAGUGCAGGCUUCACAGUCGGCUGCCUCAGCUCCACCUGCACCCAUAGGACAGAGGGCUCAGACAAGCGCUGCAACUCCCAGGACCACCAGCACGGCCACUGUUAGCCAGAGGCCCCCGGACCUCCUGGAGCAGAGAAAAGCUCCUGAGGUCCAGAAAGUGCCACAGCCAGACAAUGAACAUGCUCUUGAAAACCGGGAUCCCAACAAGCGCCAGUUUUAUGGUGUCCAGUCUACCCGCCGUGGUCGGGGAAGAGGAAACCGCAGCAGAGGCAAAGUGAAUGUGCGCAGGGAUGGCACCAUGAAAUUCGACGAAGACUUUGACUUUGAAACUGCCAACGCUCAGUUUCACAAAGACGAGAUUGACAAGGAGCUCCAGAACAAGCUCAAACUGAGAGAUGACAAAACUGAAAAGGCACUGAACGGGGAGGAGAGUGCAGACUCGGAGCAUCCCGCCCCUGAGGGGACCACUGAGGAGGAGGAGGCUGUGAUAAACUCCUGCUACUAUGACAAGUCCAAGUCCUUCUUUGAUAACCUGUCCUGUGAUGAUUUAAGUAAAACGGGUGAAAGAGGAUUUUCAAGGGAUCGAAGGCCAACCUGGGCUGAGGAGAGACGAAUGAACGCCGAGACCUUUGGCAUCCCCCUGAGGCACAACAGAGGAAGAGGAGGUUUCCGCGGCCGAGGCUUCAUGGGACCCCGCGGAGGCCGGGGCCGGUCAUCGAGCAGAGGCUCCUUCGGGCCCCCCCGGAACCCACCCCCCGGCUUCAGAGGCGGAUUCAGAGGCGGCAGAGGAGGACGGGAUUUCUCUGAUUUCGAAUACAGGAAGGAUAACAAGGUGGCUGCAUAGUAACGCAGCAACAGGUCCACAAAGAAUUGUAGCUACUUGUCAAGAAAUUUUCUUUGGUCUCAACAUUUGACAGAAGAAUGAAGACAUCCUGUCAGUCACCAGCACCACGGACUUCUUCAGAGGGAACAUCACUCUCCACUUGAGAAUGACUUCUGUUUUGUUUGUUGUUGUUGUUUUGUUUUGUUUUAUUGCCCCAGAUGUUUUGUUUGAACCAGUCACCAGAUGGACUUGAACACAUGUAAAUACCUUGUUUUUGGAGAAAUUCAGUACUUUUGCAUCAAGUUAAUUUCUUACUGAAAUUGUCUUUGAUAUAGGAAGCUGUGUGCAGGAAGCCCUCUUAUACUGUGAGUGGAUCACGCUUAAUGUGAUCGCUAGCUUUAUCUUUUUGCCCCCGUUUUUGAUAUAUGUUGCCACCAAAAUUCACAGAACGGACUGUUGCACCAUAAUUCUCUUCAGGCUUUGGUUGGUUACCAGUGUUCAGUGUUUUUUUUGUUUUUUCUCCCCCAUCCAUUAUAAGUUUUCAUUCAUUCUCCUUAAAGUCGUAAAAUUGAAUCCAGAAACAACCGUUCUAAAUAAUGAAUGUAUUAUCUCGCUCAUCUUUUUGUUACUGCCCCUCCGACUGUUGUUGCCCACCAAACAAACUCGCCUCUAGUUUUUAGAGAUGUACUUAGGAGAUGUAGUGAAUUCCUUUGGGUCGUUGUGUUCCUGCUCUAGGUUUGCCGUAGCCGGACUCUGGUGGCCUGUUGAUGAGGGCAGGCCACCAGUGAGAGCCGGUCAUUGGACUGAUUUUUGUUUUACAGCAUUAGCCUUAGAAGAAUUUGUUGACUGGACAUGUUUACAUAGUUGAAUACUAAACUAAAGCAUUCUUGUGGUUGUGCGCGUGAGAACGGCGUCCGCUAUUGGUAUCAUUAAGAAAGGAAACCCAUAACAUGUUAGAUGUCGAUGCUCUGCUAUUUUGCCAAAAAAGAAUAGGUGAGCGUUUGGUUGGGCUGAAUUAUGUGUUGGAUCAUUUCAGUGCAUUUCUGUGUCCCGAACAAACUGAGCCGUCUGUUAAAGCUCUUUCUUUUGUCUGACAGUAGCAUCAUCUACUGUGUUGUGGUUUUUUUGUUGUUGUUUUUUUUUUUUUUGCUCAAGCUUCUCGGUUUCUAGUUUUGCAGGGAUUGGUUACUGGAUAUGGCGAAUCGUGUAAAUGGAUUAGAUGAUGUCUUGAAGCAUAAGUUCAUGCCAGCGUUUCUGAUAAAUAUCAGCCCUCUGGCUCAUUUGCCACUCUCCUUGUUGCUUUGUUGUUAAUGUAAUUGUUCUCUGGAGUAAAAUUUCUUCUUUUUUUUUUUUUUUAACUGAUUUGCGGACAAAGGGACAAGAACUGGAUGUGGUGCCAGUGUGUGGGGGAGGUGGGGUAUAUUUUUUUCUUUCUGGCUCAGAGUUAUUAGUGCUUUAGGGAGUGCCUUCAGAGUGGAUCAUUUUUACAGCUCUCCCUUUAACUUGAAGGUUGACUUUUGACAGGAGAAUUGAUAGCACUACAAGGUGAAAACUAGAUGCUUUUUUUUUUUUUUUUUUUGUAGCUGUGGUUGUUUAGAACAAGAGCAGCCCAGUUCAUAACUCGCUGUCUAACCAGACGACGCGCAGGCAGCUGAUCACUGCAGGGUAGCUGUAGGAACCAUCACUUUCUAUGGGCUUUUGCAGUACCAGUCAAAUUGAAUAUGGGACUAAAUGUAUUAUUGAAUUACUCAAAACUGACAAGUUUUCAUAUGUUUGCUACUCCUUCCAAUCACUGGAAAUGUAAACCAGGAAAUUUUUUCUUGAAUAUUGGCAAAGUUGAGUUUUUACGUAAAAAAUAAAGAGUUGUUCAAUUUA